Messenger RNA from Hippoglossus stenolepis (Pacific halibut), 1580 nucleotides. RefSeq names its product opsin 7, group member b (gene opn7b). Gene Ontology annotation, cellular component: membrane. Gene Ontology annotation, molecular function: G protein-coupled receptor activity. NCBI's taxonomy places the organism in Eukaryota, Metazoa, Chordata, Actinopteri, Pleuronectiformes, Pleuronectidae. Gene Ontology annotation, biological process: visual perception; G protein-coupled receptor signaling pathway. The transcript is spliced from 6 exons. The record is from RefSeq and is a predicted model, not a curated record. The coding region runs from base 316 to 1530 and encodes 404 amino acids.
GGGAGCUGCACACUGCCAGAGAGGAGGAGAGAGCAGAGACCAGAGGAGCGAGGAGGCAGCACGUCUGUCUCUAUCUGUUGCCUCUCGAGCACAGCUGCCGGGCUGCUGCUGCUGCUGCUGCUGCUGCUGCUCACUGCGAGUGGCUCAUCUCGCACAGCGCACACCAGAGUUUCCCAGUGGCAAUACGCACAAGUGUGGGUUCAGCUGUUCCCGUUGUAGCACUGCCACACAUGGGUGAAGGUUUGACUCUCUUCGAUCUGGACUUGACUCAACACCGAUGAUCUCCAGCCAAAUCUGGCAUCUCCUCUCAUUAAGAUGGGAAAUGCCUCAGAAACAUUUCUGCUCGUGUCCAAGAUAUCAAAAGACAAUGACUUCCUCAUGGGGACGAUCUACAUCAUCUUUGGUGUGCUGUCGGUAAUAGGAAAUGGGAUCCUGCUGUUUGUGGCCUAUAGAAAAAAAUCCACCCUGAAGCCUGCUGAGUUCUUUGUGGUUAACUUGGCCAUCAGCGACUUGGGCAUGACCGUGAGCCUGUUUCCGCUGGCGAUCCCCUCGGCCUAUGCUCACAUGUGGCUGUUUAAUGAAACGGUCUGUAUGAUCUACGCCUUCUGUGGCGUUUUGUUCGGCCUGUGCAGUCUGACCAACCUCACAGUGCUCUCCUGCGUCUGCUGGCUCAAGGUCUGCUGCCCAAACUACGGUAACAAGUUUUCGUACUGCCACGCCGGCCUCCUGGUUGCUGGGGUCUGGUGCUAUGCUGGAGUCUUUGCUGUGGGGCCCCUGUCUGGCUGGGGAGAGUACGGGCCCGAGCCUUAUGGGACGGCAUGCUGCAUCAGCUGGCAUGCACCCAGCGUAAGCACUGCAGCUAUGACCUACAUCAUCUGCCUCUUCUUCUUCUGCUACAUCGUUCCGUGCACCGUCAUCUUCCUGUCCUACACAUUCAUCCUGCUGACCGUGCGGGGCUCCCGUCAGGCUGUGCAGCAGCACAUGUCCCCACAGAACAAGAUCACCAAUGCACAUGCACUUAUCAUUAAGCUUUCUGUCGCAGUUUGUAUUGGUUUCUUGACAGCAUGGAGUCCAUAUGCUGUUGUGUCCAUGUGGGCAGGGUUUGGUGACCCAGCAUCUGUACCACCCAUGGCUUUUGCCCUGGCAGCCAUCUUUGCCAAGUCCUCCACCCUCUACAACCCUAUUGUCUACCUGGUCUUCAAGCCCAACUUCCGCAAGUCCCUGUGCCGCGAUGUGGCCCAGUGCAGGAGGACACUCUGUGGAAGUCCGUGCCAGCACAGCUCUGCACAAAAGGGAACUUGCGGACAGCCUCAUCACAAAGAAGAGUGCAACUCAACAAGGUUGUCCAACGGGCUACCAGAGAACCACAGGACCUGCAGACACUGUCCUUGCCCUGAAACAGUCCUUGGUGACAGAGAAAACCUUACAGACAACAGCCCACAGAAGACUGCAAGGAUACUUAAAGGAUCUCUGCACAACGAGGUGGCUAUCAGUCAGCUCUCCAACGAGAUGCAGAGCGACUUCCUCUAGAGGAACAAACGCACCCACACAGUGAGAAGGUGAAAAAUCAGGAAAAGACA